Macrobrachium nipponense is the source of this 6294-nucleotide messenger RNA. RefSeq lists its product as uncharacterized. Lineage: Eukaryota; Metazoa; Arthropoda; Malacostraca; Decapoda; Palaemonidae. The transcript is spliced from 2 exons. The record is from RefSeq and is a predicted model, not a curated record. The coding region runs from base 314 to 1834 and encodes 506 amino acids.
GGGGCGGAAUAUUUCGGCAACGAAAUAUUCCGCCGACAAAUAUUAGCAAAAACUAGCAUGAGUUUUUAUAUAAAAUAAUCUCGGUUCCGGAAUAUUUUAAUGCCGAAAUAUUCCGCCACCAAGGGAGAGAAAACUCAUUCAAAAUAUCAUAUUACAGGUGGUUCGUUGCCAAGCAGAGGGUUGCCACGCCUCAUUGGGGAACCCUUACGUCCACGUAGUUUGCAGGUCGCAUGCUAACUGCGCCGUGCAAUUGGAAAACUACGUGGUCUGGCACCCGGACGCCUGUACGGUCUGCUAUGAGUUGGUGACGACUAUGUCCAACGACCAGACUGACUCGGCAUCAUACCAUGAGGCGAGGGUGGCCCUUCGUAAGUGGGUUGGGGGGUUCGGCAAAAACGUCCCUAAAGGUCAGCCAUAUGUUUUGGAUGCUGACCUCUGUUCGAUGAUCUUCUCGGGGGCCACAUUGACAACAGCGGUUCCCAGAGACAUCGCCAAACCCCUCAUCGAAGCUAUCCAGGCGGCGACGAUGACGUGUCUCGAAGAGCAGCAGGACCUCAUGGAAGACGUGGAGGCGAUUAACAUCAACGCCGAGCCAAUGGUCACGGAGGAACAGGUAGGUGGGGAGGUAAGUGGGGCGAGUACUCUUCCCAGUCCUUCUCCUUCUUCUUCUUCUUCAUCCUUUAAGGGCUUCUCUAAGCCCAAAGACAGACAAGGAAUUCAGUCAGUAACUCCAAAAGUCAAAAAGACUUUAAAGAAAGGUCUCAGACCUGUUCCGCCAGCGGCGAAGGAGUUGUCUAUGGCUUCACAACCAUCGACAUCAUCCGCCAAUCCGCCUGCUGCCAUGAAUCCUUCCCCUAAUAAGGGGACAGGAACAACUUCGUCAUUCUGUAAGGCGGCGGAGCAGGUGUUUGACCCAGAAGCCUUCACUAACCUUUUACUAACAAAGGUUAGUGGAGUGAUUGAUCAGAGGCUAGAUGCACGCCUUGGGCCGACACAGGACAUUGUCAAUCAAGCUCUCUUGUCAUUGACGGAGAGAAUUAGACCCGUUGAGGAGAUGCUCUCCGGUCUCCUCCAUUCAGGAACACCAGCCCUAUCAAUGAUGGUGCCGGAUGCUUCAAAGCUUUCUCCUUUUGACAAGGAGAACCCUUGGAGGUUAGCCCUACAUGCUCCCUUCACUGAAGGGAGACUGACAAUAGAAGGGUGCGGAACAAGACCAAUUGAAGAUUUUGAGCUUUUCCCAGCUGGUCUUAAGUUCCCUUUCCCAGGCUUUGUUAGACUAGCACAUGCGCUAGUCAGGAUUGAUAAAGUACCUAAAGAGAUGGUGAUCUUCCCUAGAGAACAGGCCCAAGCUGCCUGGGUCCGUUCUCUAUCAGAAUGGGGAUGCGUCAAUACUAAGCUGACGCCUCAUAAGGGGAAGUACACCAUGUUCGUCACCCCAGAAGGUAUUCCGUCACCUUGUACAUCUAAGGUGGCGGAGUUAACCUUACAAGCAGUGACUGAAGACAAGCCGAUGCCAGUCUUAAGGGAAACAGAGGCUACAUCUCUCCUUCUACCCACAGGGCUAGACUUUUUGGCUAACGCUCAGGCAACAUUUACUUUGGGUAAAUUAGAUCCGGAAUGCGCUUCAGAUCUAUUCUCUGAGAGACUGCCUAAACUCCCCGACCAUCUAGUAAAAGCGGAGUUUGAGGCAAGGUCAAGGUUAGCUAGAUCUAUCAACUCCGGUACUGCAGCGGAGUUGGUAGCAUCAACAUAUGAGGAUGAGCAAGUCUUUCGGGUCCUGACGAAAGCUGUUACAGACUUUCCAGGCCGAUUUAUACGACUUCGCCAUCGCUAGAAGAGCCUGUAGAAAACAUGUUUUGGCCGGUGCUACAGUAAAGCACGAGCCAAACAGAUUAAUUAAGUCAUCUAUUUGGGGAGAUAACCUCUUCCCCAAAGAGGAAAUCAACAAUAUACUGCAUGAGGCAGCAAGAGCUAACCAAAGCCUAAGAAUAAGAUGGGGCCUUCCCUUCAAACGACAUAAUGAAGAGACAACUCAGCAACCGAGGCCCAAAAAGAAGGCGAGAAUACGUCAACCCUUAUCAAACGGCCCGUCCUCAUGGGUAUAUGCAGGCAGUGCCGUCCACUUCCAAGACACCUACUCAACAAUACGUAUUUGUCCAAUCACCCUCGGAACCACAACCCUCUACUUCAUCACCAAUUGUGGCUUCCCCAGCAUUUAACCCUGCUUAUGAGGUGAGAGACACCUUUCGCCCAUAUAGCAGACAUGCUGGGAGUAGUCGAGCCAGAGGAGGCUCUCGAUUGCGAAGUGGAGCAAGAGGUAGAGGAUUCCGGGGAGGAAGAGGGACUAGACCAGCACCCAACCCGUGAGAUCUCCCAGGCAGUCCAUGGGCCCACAGUAUAGUCUCAAAAGGUCUAGGCUGGAAAUGGGAGAAGGGUCCUCCCCCUCCAGUCAGCUUCUUCCAGAAACCAACGGAAGACCUCUUGGAGUAUACCAAAGAUCUUCUUCAAAAACAAGCCAUAAAGAGGGUAAAAUGUAUAAGGUUUCAAGGACGGCUGUUCAGUGUCCCAAAGAAGGACUCGAACAAAAAACGAGUAAUUCUAGACUUGUCUCGUCUCAAUUCUUACAUUCACUGCGACAAGUUCCAUAUGCUCACAAUCUCGCAGGUGCGGACCUUACUUCCCCAUGGGGCCGUCACCACCUCUAUAGAUCUUACAGACGCCUACUAUCACGUUCCGAUAGCCAGGAACUUUUCUCCAUACCUAGGAUUCAAACUAGGCAAACAAGCCUACUCAUUCAAGGUAAUGCCCUUCGGGCUCAAUGUAGCACCAGGGUGUUCACAAAAAUAGGAAAGACGAUAGUUCAGGAAUUAAGGAAGAAAGGCAAUUAUUGGUAGCCUACCUAGACGAUUGGCUAAUUUGGGCGAACAACGAAGCGAAGUGCCGAAAGUCGACAUCCAAAGUACUAGACUUCCUAAAAUUUUUAUGGUUCCAAGUAAAUAUGGAGAAAUCCAGGCUGACCCCAGCAUCUCGGUUCCAAUGGUUGGGAAUCAAGUGGGAUCUGAGGAAACACAAGCUAUCUCUUCCGUCCAAAAAGAUCAAAGAAAUAGCGAAAGCUACAAGACGGUUUCUCAGAAACAGACGAUCCUCUCGCCGAGAACAAGAGAGGAUCCUGGGCUCUCUUCAGUUUGCAACCUCAAAUUCAGAGACAAAGUUUCAAAAAUUCCAAACAUUCUAAAAAAGGGACUUCAUCCAUGGACGAAACAGAGGAACCUAUCCAAAUCAGUUCCUCUACAAUUUCCUCCUCCAUCUCUGAUCAUCCAUACAGAUGCAUCUCUGAGCAGUUGGGGAGGAUAUUCACCUCUCAAGAAAGUCCAAGGAACAUGGUCAGAAACAUUCCGCCGAUUCCAUAUAAAUAUACUGGAAGCGAUGGCAGUGUUUUUAACACUAAAAAAGUUACGACCGUCCAAGAACAUCCACAUUCGAAUAGUAUCGGACAGCUUUACAGUAGUUCAUUGCAUAAACAGGAGAGGAUCCAAAUUCAACAAGUUGAAUCACGUAAUGAUAGCAAUAUUCCUCGUAGCAGAAAAGAAUCAUUGGCAUCUGUCAGCAAUUCAUCUGGCAGGAGUGAGGAAUGUGGUGGCGGACUCAUUGUCCAGAAUGACCCCAUUGGAAUCAGAAUGGUCGCUGGACAACAAUUCAUUCAAAUGGAUUACAACUCAGAUUCCGGGACUCCAAGUGGAUCUCUGCCUCAGAGUCCAAUCACAAGCUAGCUUGCUAUGGGGCUCCCAACAUGGACAACCAUGCCUUUGCCAUCGAUGCAAUGUCUCUGGACUGGAACAUUUGGGAAAGAAUUUAUCUUUUCCCCCCAGUGAAUCUUCUAUUGAAGGUACUGCACAAGCUAAGAUCAUUCAAGGGUCAGCUGGCACUAGUGGCGCCCAACUGGCCAAAAAGCAAAUUGGUAUCCCCUCAUCAUGGAGAUGAAACUCAAACCCAAGACUAUUCCAUUCCCGAACCUGACACAGAUAGUACAAACACGGACUGUGUCAGCUUCCUCAAGAAUUCUGAGUGCCCUAACUUUAUGGACUUCAUGAAGUUUGCUGCACAAAAAGAAGCAAACAUAGAUCCAUUGAAUAUCCUAUUUCUGGGCUCAGCUCGUGUCGGCCUAUGAAAUAUCCUUUAGAUCAUUAUUUCUAGGCAAAAUUAAUCUAAAAUUACCAGAGAAAAACAAAAUUAAGAAAAUGUCAGUAAAACUGACUCGCUCACUCUAUAAAAGAAGUGUCGGUAUGUGAAUAUAGGCGAGUGGGAUCACUACCACGAAUCAUUCACCAUUUAGACCUUCCAACAUAAAAUCCCCACCAGAGAGAGCUGAUACUAAAGGGUGAUGCAGCCGCUACUACUACUACUACCGACGCCACGGACAGCAGCGCCCCUAGCGGUCAUCCUUAAUCAUUAGGUUCGCAGCGCUUGAGUGCUUUUUCCUCUCGUGUUGUGUUUUUCGUAAUUUUACCUCGUCAUUACGAUGGAACGUGCAGCUAUCGCAUCGGCUAAGUUAAGUGCCUCAUAAGUAGUAUUUUACUGUUUUUUAGUCUUCCAGGGACCAGUAUUUUCCUUCCUAUAGGUCAUAUACGGUCUCCCGGUUGACUCGUGGCGGCUGCAUGCCGCUUCGUGUUAAGAUUUCCCGGUCUCCCAUACUGGGACAUCUUAUACUUAUGGGCUUACUAUAUUACGUUCAUCGUUUAUUACAUCGUUUUUAUAGCUAGGACAGCCCUUUUACCAUUUCUCUUAGUUUGGUAUUUAGGGCUAUACCGUGUUUCUGGCCCAGCAUCCCGGCUCUUGCUCUACAUCGGCUACCGCUUGCCUCCUCCUGGGCUUCUUUCUCUUUUACUAAAAGUGUCUUUUCCCCCUUUACGAUGUAUUAUCAGUGUUAUUUAGGGUGUUAGGCUAGCCUAGGUGCAUGUACCAUGUGUUGGUACAGUCUGGUUCACGUGGCCCCUCCAUGGUUGUGUUGCUAUCGCGGCUUAGGCCACCUGCGAUCACGUGUCCCAUAGCACCUUACCCUUCCCCUUCCCUCCCUACCAGGUAUAGGGAGGGGUCUGGGGGACUCCUUGGUUGCCAUGACAACCACAGUAGCCUUCCUCCCUCUCUCUCUGAGGAGGCCAGGAGCUCCCUCCCAGCUGGGGUACAGGGCGACCACUUGUCUCGGGUACCGGGUCACCGAGCGGGUAGCUGUAGGGACGGGGAGGGGUAGGCCACCCCCCCUCUCUCUCUCUCCCGCCGUGUUACGCCGGGACCCCCCACCUAUUGCUCAGUCCCACCCUUCCCCUACUGUAAUGAACGGAGCUUCCGAUGAAGCCGGGGUCCCCUUUGGUUAUAGGUUCGUCUGGCUCCGCCAGCAGGCGGGGUGGACAUUACUAGUGGUCUGUUGCUUGCCUACUAUAUCCUUUUUUCCGCUACCGGAGGAGAGCUCGCUCCUUACCCGGGCACUCUUCUAGUAGACGGAAAAAAUUUAUACUUCAUUAUAUAUAUAUAUAAGGAUAUACCCUAAUAUUACGGUGAAUUUUAGUUUUAAUUUAUUUAUGUGUACCAUCUCCGUCGUUCUCCGUCGUGGUUUCAUGGCUCCUCACCACUCCUGGUUGGAAUCUUUCUCCUGUCUCGGGCGUAGCCUUAGACAACUCCAACCGCCUAGUUACCACACGUAUUAUGGCGGGGCUCUGGUUUAAUCUAACUUUCACGCUCCGGCAUGCAGCGGAGCAAUUGUUAGGCUAAGUGUGCACCUGAUACUUAUGUAUCUCUCCACUUACAGGCUACCAACUGUCAGGUCCUGGGUUGCAACGCAACACUCUACGACCCCUGCGCCCAUGAGGAGUGUAGGACUCACGCCCCGUGUGCCACCACCCACAAUGGUCUGAUCGUCUGGCACCCAGAAGCUUGCACCAUCUGCUACGACCUUGUUAGUCAGCUGUUGGGUGGGGUAAGUCUACUCUUAGACUUCGUGGUCUUAUCACUAAUAACACUUAGUUUUAAGCUUUGUACAACCCUGUCUCCGCCGCUAGAAGCUUCAUUUCGCCUUCUCUUUCAGGCUGCCGCCGUGAAGGAAGUUGCCUUGGCAACCCUGAAGGCUUGGGUGGGCGGCUUCGGGAAGAACGCCGCCAAGGGCCAGCCGUACAUUCUCGACAAGAAGCUGGCCGUUCAGAUCUUCCCCGGUGGCAAGUCGACCGGCUAUGUUGACCCCAUCUCGGCAGCCCCUCUCAUAGCUUCGAUACAGCAGGAGGUGCAGCAGGCGUUCGGGUCCGU